UGUUUCCGGGAUACAACAACACUUCCGUUCCCUGUCCUGUGUAUGUGUGUUUCAAAUAUUUCCAUUUGAGGAGCGUUUCGAGAUUUGCAGCUCUAAAGAAGAAAAGAGAGGACUUUGCAAAUAUGGAGACAGAGGAAGUAGCAGCUGAGGCACCUGUAGAACCACCAACCGAAGCGGUAGAUGCAAAUACUGACUCAAACAAAGAGCCCACUGCAAGCACAGACAUUCAGGACAUUCAGAACCAUGUCACAGACAACAACAAAGAGGAAGCCCUGACUGAGACGCAAGGUGAGUCUGCCAAAGUCACAGAAGGGGAGACUGCCCCUAGUGGACAAGUCACGGACAAUCCUUCUUGUGACUGGUUGGAGCCACUUGAAGAAGACUGUGAUGAAGCUGAUGCUCAGAGCUGUGAUCAGGAUGGAGCAGAGAGCCUUGCGGGGAGCGAGAGGAGUGGGAGCAUGGCUAGUGGAUGGAAGAACUUUGGGGAAAGAGGGGGCAGAGGUGGCGGAUUUAAACCUCGGAGGAGACCACAGUGUGAGGCUGAUGAUGGCUGGGAAGAUUGCCCUUUAUUAGGGGAAGGAUGGAAACGCAAACAGGUUUUCCGUCGGUCAGGCACAAGUGAAGGACGCAGUGACACGUACUAUACAAGUCCUGCCGGUCAUAAAGUGAGAAGUAGGGUUGAGCUUAUGAGAUACGUAAAUCCUUCCAUCGACCUCACAAACUUUGAUUUCAAGACGGGCAAGAUCCUUGAUGAAGUGGUUCCAAGAAGAGGAAGGAAGAGGAAAGUGGAUUCUCCCCUGCUAUACUUCGGAGGCUCCUCUGAAGUUCCAAAUCAAUUAACGGAUACAGGUGGCUGGGCCUGUAGUUCAGGAUCUUCAGCAAAUCUCAGUGCCUUUCAGAGAGAAGGCACAUAUGUCAGACCGAUGGUUGAGAAUUCCAGAACCAUGCCAGAUACCAAUGUCCCAAGCAUCACCAAUCCUCCCAAUGUUGGUCCAACUGAAAUUCCAGCGAAGCCAACUGCUCCUCCCCCAGGGGGUUCAGGCGGGCUUGUGAAUGGCAGUGGUGGAACUUCACGAUCUUUGUUGACUGUCUGCGUAAAAUGUAAUAAAACAAUUGCAUUUGAAGAGGGACAAACUCUGUGCCAGACCUGCCAGCUUGAGUGUAACAUACCAAUAGCAAGAGGCAGGAAACCCUACAAAAAGUGGGUGCCAUGUGGCCGGUGCCGGGCUUGCCAAGUUACGGUGGACUGUGGAAAAUGUGUUAGCUGCAGAAAUGGCAAGCUUCGGCUUCGACUGAAUAUCCGCUCCCGGAAAAUCGUUAAAUGUCGCAGACGAAAAUGUUUACACCCUGUCCGUAGGGACAAGAGUGGAAAGACACAAGGAGGACACUUUUCAAACACAUUUGGAUCCCUGAGCACUGCUUCAAAUAUUUCAAAACCUUCAGUCUCAGAUUUUGAGGAAUCGCAGAGCUCCUUGCCACAGUACAGUGACUCAGAGGAUCUGUCUCUGUUCCUUGGCGGUAAUGAUGGUGACUAUGGCUAUGAUGAGAUGGUUGCGGGAAAGUUACGUCGCCGGUCCUGUGGGAAAUGUAGAGGUUGUGUUCGACGUACCGACUGUGGAACCUGUGAUUUUUGCAUGGACAAACCCAAGUUUGGAGGCAGGAAUAAAAAAAGACAGAAAUGCCGUCUACGGCAGUGUGAAAGAGAGGCUAUGAAGCAUUUGCUGCCCAUGGAUGAGAAUCAGUCGGACAUGCUUAUUCCCGAGGAACGUGGCAGGCCAAGGCCACGUUACACAUAUUCACGUGGUAGACCCAGGAACAGAAGAUCAUGGGAUUUCGAGGUCUCAGAUAAUGAGGCUGAACGUUAUGAGAGCCCAAAGCCUUUCUCAGGUUCUGCACAGAUAGUGAAAAGAGACAGGCUCGUCUUCCCCAAUUAUAAUGGAAAGGCCUACAGUUAUUCUGACAUUCCAAACAGUUAUAUGCUUAACCACAUCCCACUCUACAGCUCCCAAAAAGUUGAGAUCAGCCCCCAGCUGUUCGUUGGAAGGGCAGAAAUGAUCAAAGAAAAUGGGCUUCAAGGCAGUGGCAUCAAUAGCAGAGGCCUUCUGUCUGUUAGACCAGAAUUUCAGCAAGAUGUCCUUCCUGCAGCAAGAUGCGAGAUAAUGCCAUUUCCCCCAAGCUAUGGAUCUGGUGCUGUUGAACAGGAGUUCGAGUCUUCCCCAUCGAUCACCCAGAUAUUCAGUAUGGCUGACAAUGACCUUGCCACCAAAGGUAUUGACCUCGAUCACGAGCUGAUGCAGCUCCUGAGGUCUCUUCGCAGCACGGUACUUCCUGUCCUCUGGUACUGCGUUGCAAAGGAGGGGCCACAGUUGCAGCUAAUGCAGUGCUCCAAGCGCUCCACUAUGGCAGACACCAUCGUUCAUAUCGAGCCUAACUUCCACUACCACAUCAGCGUCCAGGAACAGCCCCUCUUACCCACCCACAAACUCUACGACAGCCAUCCACCUCUUCUCACCACAACGACAGAGAUCAUUGCCCUCCUCGAGGAUCUGGAAAAGCAUGCUGUCUGCCAGGGCUUUGCGAACAAAGGUUCUCCACCUGGACCAGAGCCGGUUCUUCCUGAGCGGGCGGCAACCUGCGACUUCCUCAUUUUACCAGAGGCAGAACGCUGUCCAAAAUGCUCAACACCACAGCAGGCAUAGAGAAAAUGUUCAGCACAUAAGAACAGGUCUGAAAGGAAUAGUUUACCCAAACAUGACAAUUGUCAUCAUUUGCUCACCUUCAUGUUGUUUCAAACCAGUAUGACUCCUUUUUUUCAUAUGCGGAACCCAAGAGCAAAAUCUUAAUGAAUUUUCUGGUCUUUCUAUUCAAUAUAAUGGCAAUUGAUAGUGUGCAACUCACUUUAAACUUUAAAAAAGCACCCAAAAGUAUCACAAUAGUUGUCCAUGAGGCUCCUGUGACUUAUUCCGAGUCUUCUGAAGACAUACGAUAGGGUUUUAAUGAGAAAUAACCCGAAAAGCAUUCAUUUUUCAGUGAAAAUCUUGAUGUCUGUCGUGCGUUCAUGAGUGCAUGGGAGAAGCGUGUUCACGUGAGAACUUGAGUUGUUUUUAGCGAUAAACCUUAAAUCUAAUGAACAAACCGCUACUUUUAUGGUCCUUUUUUAUGUUUUAAAGUAAUUUGCUAUGAACUAUCAUUGCAGUUAGUAUAUAUACAUUUUUUGUGUUCUACAUAAGAAAGUCAUACAGGUUUGGAAUGACAUAAGUGUGAGUAAAUUAUCAUAGAAUUUUCAUUUAAGUAAUACUCCUCCUAUUUUUGCCAGUUAUGAACUAUUCCAGUCAAAUUACAAGAUUAAAUAUCUUCCUCCUCCAAAAUAUAAAUAUUGAAGCACACUUUAUGAUUUUUUCAGAGGGAUACGAACAUUACAUUGACUUUCAAAUGAAUGCUUUGUUGCUUCAAACCACUGAAUCACAAAUUAUGAACAUACGGUACAAUUAUAAAUCAUGUUGUGUUCUAGCUCUUACUCUGUUAUUACCCCCUAUUUAGGUUUAAUAGCCAUUGCUGCAUCCUGACCGCCAAGAUUAUUUUUUUACCAUCUAGUAUAUAAACAUCUUUUUUUUCACCCACAAUGGCUAACGAUACAUUUUGAACCCUGACCGUUCAGUUUAACUGUACAUCAUGCCAUGCACUAAGCUUGUAAUAGUUUACAGAAUUGAAGUUUAAGUGAAUCAUGUUUCACACCAUCGUUAAACAUCAAUUCUGGUUUAAUUCCUCACACCAAUAAUGUCUAUACAUGGUCAUAGUUCUAAUGCUUAUGUACUUCUCAGGGGGGAUUUUUCAGAAUGCAUUAAUCAGAUGGAAGAUCCAUAUGUGUUGAAAGAUUUAAUAUUUGCUGUUUGAUAUGGGAUGAGGCUGCUCUUUGUUUUGAAUAGACAAUUUUGUACAUACUGCGAAACUUAUGGCAGUUAAAUCGGAUAGAUCAAUUCUAGUGAUAAUUUUUUUUAUAUAAACUUGUCUUUUUGGUUCCAGAAUUUUCUCAAAUUUUCAUUUCCUGUUACAGAACAUUCUGAAUUGUGUUUGUAUGUGCUUUCAUAUAAAUAAUCCGAUAAUUCUCUUUAUUUAAUAAAUCAUAUUAUCAGUUUGA
Messenger RNA from Myxocyprinus asiaticus (Chinese sucker), 4138 nucleotides. RefSeq lists its product as uncharacterized. Gene Ontology annotation, molecular function: DNA binding; zinc ion binding. The record is from RefSeq and is a predicted model, not a curated record. The transcript is spliced from 17 exons. Bases 123 to 2699 code for a protein of 858 amino acids. NCBI's taxonomy places the organism in Eukaryota, Metazoa, Chordata, Actinopteri, Cypriniformes, Catostomidae.